Botrytis byssoidea is the source of this 1476-nucleotide messenger RNA. RefSeq lists its product as uncharacterized. The transcript has a single exon. The record is from RefSeq and is a predicted model, not a curated record. The coding region runs from base 1 to 1476 and encodes 491 amino acids. Lineage: Eukaryota; Fungi; Ascomycota; Leotiomycetes; Helotiales; Sclerotiniaceae.
AUGUCCUCGAUGACUCCCCACAAAGGGCAACGUCAACCCCAAAGCUUCGCUGCAGACUUCGGAACAGCCUCACCUCGAAACGCUCCUCAAAGUCCACAUGAUUACAAUAGUCAAGCAUAUUUACAAAACAUGCACCCCUCGAUGACUUAUUCUGAUCAGCAACCCACUACCCCUCCUCGAACUCCUCGAAGAGUCCAGCAAAACCAGCUAGCCUCUCAAAAUAAACCAAAUUCAGCCCUACCGGACAAUAGUUCCAGAAAGUCUACCAAUAAAAGAAGACCUAAAAAUGUUCAGACGUCUCCCGUUGCAACUAGGAGUGAUCGAACUACCCCGCCAUUGACCGGUGCUCAAUCUGCCAGUGGCUCAACUGCUCCAAGACCUAUUCAAACACCAUCCGCUGCUCAAGUCUAUGCAGGUCCAACUUUCCAUGCAUCUCCCGCCCCGUCCGCUUUACCUAUGCCCAGUUUCUUUUCAAAGUCUGUCCCAGAAUCACCAGCGAUCAGGACUGAAAGUGCGAUCAAAGAGCCAGAUUCCUCGGCAGAUGAAUCAUCGCAAACUCCAUCUUCAGCACAAAUAUUUAGGGAUGUGUCACAUAGGGAGGAAUCACCCCUCGAUCUCUUCUUCAAAGCAGAUAAACGGGAGAAGGCCGAAAAGAUACGAGCACGAAGUACAAACUCCAAUGCCACCGGCUCUGCUGGGCCUUUCAAUCCCCCAGUUGAGUCGCCGGGGAAUACAAGAACUCCAUCGCAGCCCAACAGUCAAUACCGUAACAAAAAUGUACCAGCUUCUCGUGGUUCAGCAAGUAGUAUGUUUUCCAUGGAGGAGGAUGGAUCCAACAGUCCCGGAUUACCAUUGGGGCCAGCAUUCUCCACGCCUUAUAAUGAAAGGAUCAUGAAAGCACUUAAGAAUUCGAGCCCCUCGCAGCCACAUCAGGUAUCACCAAGUCACUCUCAAUCACCACUAGACAAGUCAGAGCAACUCAAGGCUUACCUUUUUUCUGAGGGGCCAUCCACCAAUGGGAACCUUGGGCCUGCUUUGAGCCUGACGACGAAUUCUGCAAUGUCCAGUCAUGGUGGACACAGCUCUCCCACUGGCCCAAGGAACGGCGGUCUACCCGGAAGAUCUCCACAGGCCAACUACAAAUUCAGAGGUGAUUCCCGAAGCUCAGGUGAAAUUCCCAAAUCAGCUCGGUCAGGUCUUCGCCAAGAAGUCUCCCCAGCGAAAACUCCCACAAGAACGCCUGAGCGUGCUCAUUCAUACGGACCAUCCCAAAACCUCUCUCAAAUCUAUGGAAAUAACUUCUCAGCUGGCAAUAAUCUUAAUAAUACCACUCAAGUCACACAUUCUUCACCUGUGCCACAAGGUUCCUCUGGUACCCUCUCUGGAACUAGCAAUCCCGAUUUUCGAGGCAUGGAAAACGACUUAAGACGGAUCCUAAAAUUGGAUUCGCAUGGCUUUGCUGGAUCAGCAAGGUAA